This is a messenger RNA of Haliotis rufescens (red abalone), 2398 nucleotides long. RefSeq names its product peroxidasin-like. Lineage: Eukaryota; Metazoa; Mollusca; Gastropoda; Lepetellida; Haliotidae. The record is from RefSeq and is a predicted model, not a curated record. Gene Ontology annotation, molecular function: heme binding; peroxidase activity. The transcript is spliced from 13 exons. Gene Ontology annotation, biological process: response to oxidative stress. The coding region runs from base 66 to 2345 and encodes 759 amino acids.
CUCAGAUAAAUACGUGUCUGUAUCUUUAGGGGGUAUAUAACGGGUGUUGAAUACUGUUCUGAGUGAUGUUUCCUGAAAGUAGAAGAAAGAUCACACGGAGAGUCAUGGAUCCAAGGCUGCUCCUAAUUCUCCUCGCAAACUCUCUGUGUCAAAGGGAGGGAACAUUUGCAGUCCACCUCACUGGUCAACAGCAGGUUGCAGCUGAAAUACAGAAAGAUGAGGAGUACUUGGAAGCAGGUGUUGACCGACUCGGAGGGACGUCGACCUCGGAACAACACGCGUCCUUCACGUCAACAAAGCCGAAGUCAGUCACACUCGGUCAACUGUACAGGGCGAAACUAUUUUCAGGAACACCAACUGUUGAUGAUAGCGGCUGUCCCAAAUCUGUCGCGUGUAAUGCCAACGACAUGUUCCGGUCAGCGAAUGGCAGCUGUAACAACCUUGAAAACCCUGACUGGGGACAAAGCUUCAUCGCCUUGAGAAGGUUCCUUCCACCACAGUAUGCCGAUGGUAUAUCUUUACCACGAACAACCGGAAGUGACGGAACCCCACUUGUAAGUCCUCGUCUGGUGAGCACCACUCUGCAUACUGCUGACGUCGACGCCACGUCACAGAGUGACGUCACACACAUGGUCAUGCAGUGGGCUCAGUUUCUGGAUCAUGAUUUCGCUAGCACUGCAGUGGAACGAGGUCCAGAUGGAGCCACCAUCAUCUGCUGUGAAGAUGACGUCCCUGAAGGAAUCCCUCUUAGCAGCCUCAACCUCACUGACAGACGCCAAUGUUUUCCGAUUCCAGUUCCAACAGGAGAUCGCAGGUUCAACCGCACCUGCCUCAACUUUGUCCGCUCAGUACAGAUUGCCAACGCAAGCUGUAACUUAGCCCCAGGAGAGCAGCUGAACCAGCUGACAGCCUAUGUGGAUGCAUCCCAGGUGUAUGGCUCCACACAGGAGGAACAGGACGAACUCAGGGCUCACACGGGAGGAUUGCUAAGAACAUCCUUUAUGAAGCCAGAACUGUUGCCUAGAAACCCUGUUUUGGAUUGCAUCACAUUCACUGAACCCAACUUUUGUUUCAGGGCAGGUGACGAGAGAGUGGACGAGCACAUGUCUCUGACAAGUAUGCACACCAUCUGGCUGCGGGAACACAACAGAGUGGCCAGGAGGCUUGCACAUAUCAACCCACACUGGGAUGAUGAGCGUCUGUUCCAGGAAACCAGGAGGAUUCUGGGAGCCAUGAUACAGCACAUCUCCUACGCCGACUUCCUUCCCCUCGUCCUCUCAACCAAGUUUCUCAUCAAGUUUGGGCUCCGACCAUCGACUGGUCCUGUUAAUAUAUACAAUGUCAGUAUUGAUGCCAGUGUUCGCAAUGCCUUUGCUACAGCUGCCUACCGCUUCGGCCACUCUAUGAUAAGAUCCUUCUUUAGUCGUCCAAACAGGAGGUUUAGGGGUGGAGAAGAUCUCCGACUUAGAGACUCAUUUGGAAACACAUCCAUUAUUCUUUCAUCCGCUGGUGAUGCUGUAAACGAACUAACAAGAGGGCUGCUGGUUGAUAGGGCCAAUUCUGUGGACAGACACAUCACCCCUGAAGUUACAGACUUCCUCUUCCCAGAUGCUGAAGGUAACAGUCUCGAUCUGAUGUCUUUAAACAUUCAACGUGGCCGCGACCAUGGCCUACCAGGGUACAAUGCUUGGCGGAGGUGGUGUGGACUCCCAGAAGCUGAAAACUUCUCAACCAGCCCUGGAGGUCUUGUGGAUCAUCCGAACGAUGCUGCGGCUUCUCUACAAGUGUUGUACAGAUCUCCUGAUGACAUUGAUCUGUUCUCUGGAGGCGUGUCAGAACGUCCAGUUGAUGGGGGACUAUUAGGGAACACUUUCUCUUGUAUUGUCGCCCGUCAAUUCGAGCUCUUGAAGAUCGGUGACAGAUUCUGGUAUGAGACGGAUGAUGCGGAUGUCGGGUUUACCCAAAAACAGCUCGCUGAAAUCCGUCAAACGUCUCUCUCUCGCGUGGUCUGCGACAACACCGACACCAACAGGAUCCAGCCUGACGCCUUCAGGAACGCUGGACCAGGGAACCGGAUCAGAUUUUGCAAUCGGCUGCCAAAAGUGGAUCUGUGGGAGUGGCAAGACUCAGAGGGCAUGUGUGGGCCGGGGUGUGCGUUUCGGCAGUGGGGAUCCUGGGGUCCUUGUGUGAUGGGGUGUCGCUUCAGAAGUCGGGUGCGCAACUGUAGGACGUGCAGCCAUGGGAGCCUCUUCCAGUCACGAAGGUGUGGCUUGCAUGUCAGGAAUAGAUACACACGUAGUUGUAACCGCCUGUAUUGGUACCUGAGGCUCUGGUAUGAAACAUGAUCUCUUAUCAAUCUAAUCAUGUCUCGCAGCGAAAUAAAGAAACUAUUUCAUAA